UUCCUGUUUUCCACCUUCUACAAUCUUUGUUCCAGCAGACAUUCAAAAGUUUUCUGUCUCUAGUGUCUGUUUUUACGUACAUUGCAGUGACACAUCUUCCUCUGGCAGCUGGUUUGCUUUGCUCUAGUGCUCCCUUCAUCUUCCAUCUAUUCUUCAUCUUCUCAGAUCACAGCCAGUCACAGGCAGAGUAACUUAGAAACCAACAGAGUGGCAAAACAGAGCAGCUGUUAGGGGAACAGAGCAUGACAUGUGGGAGACGAAGGGGGGAAACUCAAGUGAACAAACUGAUGCAAGUCUGCAGGUUAGAACAUUUGACCCAGAAAUAUUUAGAUGUGUAACUAAUUCUUGAGAUUGGCAAAUCUAUGUAGCUUAAUAAGAUGAACGCUCCUUCUGAUAUUCUUCUUUUCCCCAUUCACCUUCAUAUAUAUUAAUGAAGAAAAACAAAGCAGGCUUUGGCUAAAAUAAAACAAAAAACCAGGACUAUUACUUUGCAAAGCAAGUCUUUGAAACUAUAUGCAAUCAGAAUAUUUUAUAAGUUUCCACUUUAUCAAGUCAGAAGGGGAUGGAAAAAGGUUAUGAUAUAGUCAGGUGCUUUUAGUUCCUUGUCUCUAAGUCUUUAAAUACUUUGCCUCUCUGUGUCAUUUGAUUGAAUCCUGUGAGAUUCACAUUAUUUCAGACGUUUUAAAGCUUCAGCAGUCUCAUUCUGUGUCUUUCUCCUGUGCACUCACACUUAGAACAGUUGCAUUUAUUUGUUGGAAUUUCAGCCAGAAUCCCUUGGCAUACUUCAAAUUAACUUACUGCAGCCUUCUUGCUAUGUGUAGUCAUGUUUGCUUUAGUCAAGGAUGCCCUGUAGUGGGUUUCUCCUGUCUGUAGCUUUGUAUUCAUUUUUAUGCAUUGGCGGCAUUUCUGGUGAUUCUUUGAAGUAUUUUAGUGUUAUUGAUUAUUAGAGUGGAAGGAGCCGGAGUCCAUCCUGCUCAGUUUACAGAUGAUGUAUCUGAGUCUCAGAGCAGAAAAAUGUCAUGUCCAGUGCUUGCAGCUUGCUUGGGCAGAGUAGGAUUAAGAAAGGCCAGCACAUAUUUCACUUCACUAGGCGCAUUUAUCAUUUUGAAAGACACUUUUAGUCUUCCAUCUGCAAUUUAUUGUUUUAUGGUAUAUUAUGCAAAGAAAUGGACAUAUUUGUUAUUGCAAUGGAUAAAAUAAGCCUUUAUUAAAACAUUGAACACAUCCUUAAAAUUUAGUUGUGCCAUUAACUUUAUCUUAAAAAAAUGACACAAAUUACAAGCUAAAGAAUGAAUAGACCCAUUGUUUAAACCUUCUGCUUUUUACUUCUGAAUCAGGAAUAAGAAAGACAGAAUGAAUAUUUGCUUUUGCUCUUCUGUUUAUUCAUUCAUCACUAUUUAUAAGUAUUGACUAUCUGCUAUGUAACAAACAGUGUGCUAGAUUCUGCACAGAUAUAAGGAUAAUUGAGUCUCCCCUGGAAGAGCUCGGUGUCAAAAGGGCUAAAACAGACUUGCAUAUAUUCACAAUUGCAGCAUAGUGUAACCAAUACUAUAAUAGAAGCAGGUCCAGAAUUCUAUGAAAACAUGGAAGAAGAAAGAUUAACUUCAAAAAAAGCUUCAUUGGGAGAUGACAUUUACAUUGUGUCAUGAAGAAUGUGUAGACAUUGAUCAGGUGGUAAAAAUGUAUAGGUAUAAGUGAGAAUCCCAGGCAGAGGGAUUUUGAGACACACAGUUUUAUGAAGAAAUAAAAUACUUCAGUGAGUGUGUGAGCAGAAAUAUGUUAGCAGAAAAUGUGAGCUGAAUAAUGAAGAGAGAUAGUUUUAGAAGAACGAUUAGCAUAUGACCAUAUGGGGCCCUGUGCAUGACUCUAAAGAGCUUAGCUCUUAUUUUAGCUACAUGGAAGCAAGGAGUCUGUCUAACUCACCAUUAUAUCCACAAUGCCAGCAUGACACUCAAAUAGGAAGGUAUCACUAUGAUGAAAAGAGACUAUAAAGUUGUUUGAUUAGCAUUAAGGAAAAUAUCUAAGAAGCUUUCAGAAUAGCCCAUGCAAGAGAUCAAGCAUCAGAAAUGAAAGAUUAAUGAUUUCUUAGUCUCCUUGGGCUGCUAUAACAAAAUAUCAUUGUCUACAUAGCUUAUAAACAAGAUAAAUUUAUUUCUUAUAGCUGAGGAGGCUGGAAAGUCUAAGAUCAAGGCACUGGAAGAUUUGAUGUCUAGUAAAGGUCUGUUCCUCAUAGAUGGCACCUUCUAGCUGUGUUCUCACAUGGUGGAAGAGGCAAACAAGCUCCCCUAGGCCUCUUUGAUAAAGGCACUAAUCCCAUUCAUAGGGCUCUUACGUCGUGAAUUAAUUGCCUCUCAAAGGCUCCACCUCCUAAUACCAGCACCUUGGGGUUAGGAUUUCAACAUACGAAUUUUGGAAGACACAAACAUUCAGACCACAGUGGCUGAGACGAAGAAAAUUAGAAAGAUAUAAAAGGAAAAACUGACAGAAUUAGGUGUCUGGUUAAGGGUGGUGCUGGAGUGGAAGGCAUCAAGGAAGAUUCCAAGGUCUCUAACAUGAAAGCACAGAUGAUGAUUUUGUCAACUAGAGCUGGAGAAAGAGAAAACAUGAGGGGGAAGGAAAUGAGUGGUUUUAGAAUAAGAAUCCAAAUGACAAUGUUCAGUAGCAGUUGGAAAUGUGCAUCUGGAGUUUGGAUGAAAGACAGUGAUAUAGAUUUGGAAGUCAUCCACAGUCAGAGUCAUACAUGUGACUACUGAAGCCAGGGGAAUGGUGGAUUAGGUUACUUACAGAGUGAAUGAAAACAGAAGAGACUCUGGGAGGAAAUUCUGGGAAGUCACCAUGAUGGUUAUGUAGAGUAUGAUAAAUAUCAGGAUAAAAAGUGUCUUAAACUACCCUUGACUUAACAGUCAUUAUUCAUUCAUUCAACAAAUAUUUAGGCACCUUCUAAAUUCCAGACACUGCAUUAGGCACUAGAGAUACAAAGAUGAGAAAAAAAAUACAGCCUCUGUUUUCAAAAAAAGAUUAUAGUUUAAAGGAAAGACAGGUAAGAUAAAUUGGACAGAAUUUAGUGUGGCAGGGGCUGCUAAGUGGUAUAAUAGAGGUAGGAUGGGGAAGAACUGUAAAAGGGCAUCUAAAAGAGAGUUUAGGAAUGGAGUUGUUAGGGGGAUAGGAGGCAGGUGGGGAGUGGAAUUGGAACUUGGAAGAGGUAGUUUCCUAGAGAAUAAUGAGAGAGCUGAGAUGAGUCAUGAAAGAUGAUCAGAUGAUAUCCAUGUGAUAUGCAUUGGCUGUGUCCUCACCCAAAUCUCAUCUUGAAUAGUAGCUUCCAUAAUCUGCACCUGUUGUGGGAGGGACCUGAUGGGAGGUAAUUGAAUCAUGGGGCUGGUUACCUCCAUGCUGUUCUCAUAGUAGUGUGUGAGUUUUCAUGAGAUCUGAUGGUUUUAUAAGGGGCUUUCUUCUCUUUGCUUGGGGCUUCUCUCUCCUGCCGCCCUGUGAAGAGGUGCCUUCUGCCAUGAUUGUAAGUUUCCUGAGGCCUCCCAAGCCAUGUGGAACUGUGAGUCAGUUAAACCUCUUUUCUUUAUAAAUUACCCAGUCUCGGGUAUUUUCUCAUAGCAGUGUGAGAACAUAAUAAUACAAAAGAAUGGUAUUAGGAGUGGGGUGCUGCUAUAAGGAUACCCAAAAAUGUGAAAGCAACUUUGGAAUUGAGUAACAGGCAGAGGUUGGAAUAGUUUGGAGGGCUCAGAAGAAGAUAGGAAAAUAUGGGAAAGUUUGGAACUUCCUAGAGACUUGGAGAGUUCAGAAGACAGGAAAAUGUGGGAAAGUUUGGAACUUCCUAGAGACUUGUUGAAUGGCUUUGACCAAAAUGCUGAUAGUGAUAUGGACAAUGAAGUCCAGGCUGAGAUGGUCUCAGAUGGAGAUAAGAAAUUUAUUGGGAACUGGAGCAAAGAUGACUCUUGCUAUGCUUUAGUGGAGAGACCGGGGACAUUUUGCCUCUGCCUUAGAGAUCUGUGGAACUUUGAACUUGAGAGAGAUGAUUUAGGGUAUCUGGUGGAAGAAAUAUCUAAGUGGCAAGUCUUUCAAGAAGAAGCAGAACAAAAGAGUUUGGGAAAUUUGCAGUCUAAUGAUGUGACAGAAAAGAAAAGCCCCUUUUCUGGGGAGAAAUUCAAGCUGGCUGCAAAAAUUUUCAUAAGUAACAAGGAGCUGAAUGUUAAUCACCAAGACAAUAGAGAAAAUGUCUUCAGGGCAUGUCAGAGACCUUCAUGGCAGCCUCUCCCAUCACAGGCCUGGAGGCCUAGGAGGAAAAAAUGGUUUCCCUGGCUGGGCCCAGGGUCCCCCUGCUCUGUGCAGCCUCAGGACAUGGUGCCCUGUGUCUCAGCUGCUUCAGCUCCAGCCAUGGUUAGAAGGGGCCAAGGUACAGCUUGGGCCAUUGCUUCAGAGGGUGCAAGCCCCAAACCUUGGUGUUUUCCACAGAGUGUUGAGCCGGUGGGUACUCAGAAGUCAACAAUUGAGGUUUGGGAACCUCCCCCUAGAUUUCAGAGGAUGUACAGAAAUGCCUGGAUGUCCAGGCAGAAGUUUGCUGCAGGGGUGGAGCCCUCAUGGAGAACCUCUGCUAGGGCAGUGUGGAUGGGAAAUGUGGGGUCAGAACCCCCACACAGAGUCCCCACUAAGGUACUGCCUAGUGGAGCUGUGAGAAGAGGGCCACUGUCCUCCAGACUCCAGAAUGGUAGAUCCACUGACAGCUUGCACAGUGCACCUGGAAAAGCCACAGACACUCAGUGCCAGCCUGUGAAAGCAGCCAGAAGGGGGACUGUAUCCUGCAAAGCCACAGGGGUGAAGCUUCCCAAGGCAGUGGGAGCCCACUUCUUGCAUCAGCAUGACCUGUAUGUGAGACAUAGAAUCAAAGGAAAUCACUUUGGAACUCUAAGGCAUAAUGACUGCCCUAUUGGAUUUUGUACUUGUAUGGGGACUGUAGCCCCUUUGUUUUGGCCAAUUUCUCCCAUUUGGAAUGGGUGCAUUUACUAAAUGCCUCUACCCCCAUUGUUUCUAGGAAGUAACUAACUUUCUUUCCAUUUUAUAGGUUCAUAGGCAGAAGGGACUUGCCUUGUCUCAGAUUAGACUUUGGACUUGGACUUUUGGUUUAAUGCUGGAAUGAGCUAAGACUUUGGGGGAACUGUUGGAAAGGCACGAUUGUGUUUUGAAAUGUGAGGACAUGAGAUGUGGGAGGGGCCAGAGGUGGAAUGAUAGGGUUUGGCUGUGUCCCCACCCAAAUCUCAUCUUGAAUUGUAGCUCCCAUAAUCCCCACAUGUUGUGGGAGGGACCUGGUGGGAAAUAAUUGAAUAAUGGGGCCAACCUCUGUGCUGUUCUCAUGAUAGUGAGUGAGUUCUCGUGAGAUCUGAUGGUUUUAUAAGGGGCUUUUCCCCCUUUCUUCAGCACUUCUCUCUCCUGUUGCCCCGUGAAGAGGUGCCUUCUGCCACAAUAGGAAGGCUUUGCUUCUCUAAGUAACACCUGUUGGCCAUGGAGGGCUUCUGUGUGGCAGGCUUCUGCAUGCUGAUUUUCUAAGAAGGCAUGUGGUUGGAGGUUUCUGAAGAUUCCUACUGGACUUCUUCUCUAUACAGAACCCCUCUUCCUGGGGGUCAUCUCACCUGACUGCUGAGGGCAUUCAUGGCACUGUGAGAAAAGACCAAAAAAGGAUAAAACACACCAAAGUUUGUUCAAUCCAGCCAGUCCCCAGCAAAGACCUAAAAGAAUGAAUUCAUUUUCUGGUAACUUUGAACACAUGGUAAGGAAAUACAUUCAUCUUUUCACUGGAACUGCUCACCUAAUUGCUUGGUACAGUCAUGUUCAACGAUAUGUAGUUGAUUAAAAAAUGACAAAUACUGUGACCAGCUGCCCUUCUGAUGUCAAAUAAUGUGGAAGAUUGAACACCAUGCUGAUCCAUUAGCCAUUUCCAGGAAACAUUGCAGCGUUAUAAGAGAAAUUAUAGACUAUUUGUUGAAGCUCAGCGUGUCCAUCUCCCUGCUUUGAAGAAGGCAAGCUUCAUUAAAACCAGCAUCUUACUUGGCCUAAAACAUCUUUGGAGUAGGAGAUUUAUGACCUUUCUGGGAAAGUAGUUUUAAUUUUUAUAAACCUUAGAAUUAAGAAGUUCUUUUGUAAAUACAAUUACAAUUCUUUCUUCUAGAUUUUGAGUCAUUUAUUCUUAUUCAAUAUCCAUAAAAGUAAGUAAUUGAAAUACAUAUUUCCUCACCAAAAUUUUAUUAAUUACCUACAUAAUUUAUCUAUUUAGGAAAUGGAAUUAGAAACUAGUACCUUAUAAAAUUGAUGGUGAACAUGAAAUGAGGUAUUACAUGCAUUAAUUCACUUAUUUAUUAAACAAAUUUAGUUGAGUACCUGUUGUGUACCAGGCAUGGUGGUUAUAAUACAGAUAAUGUCCUUGCCCUUAUGGUGCUCAUAGUCCAGCACAUUUAUAGAGGUUCCUACACAUCAUGAAGUUUAAAUUACUAUUCAAGAGUAAAAGACAUAAAUUAUUAUUAUUGAGAUCUCAGGCCUAAUCGAUUGCUAGGAAGCCAUUUUAGUCUUCCAUUUAGGAAAAAUAUUAAUAGGUAUAUCAGCUCUUUUUCAUUUGGCAUCUAUUCACUCUUCUGGUAAUAGCUCCCAGAUAAUCCUCCAGGCAUCAACCCACUCACUUUCAGGUCUUGUGGUUUGAGUGACACUGAUUCCUCUCCAGCCUCCACAGGCGUCCAUGAGACUCAAAUCUAGUCAAUUAGGAUUUUAUAUCCCAGUUGUCACAAACCAGACCCUCCAUGGUCCAUCUGCUGCUUCUCUUUGGACCUGAUCUCCCAUCACUGACUGUCUCACAUCACACCUGUACAUACCAUGGUGGUUUUGCUUAUGUUAUGUGAUUAUUUAUCUUGCUUAUCUUGGCCUCUUUUCCUGGGAUACCCUUCUCCUGCCUCUUCCUUUGUCAAGUCUGUCCAUCUUUUAAGACCUAGCUAGUCAACUCUCCUUCAAAAGGCUUUCCCCUCCUCAAGUUGGACAAAGUGUCCCUUCUGAGAGCUUCCUCAAUCCAUGGACAGUUCUCUAUCUGCAAUUAUGCACUAUUUUCAUAAUAUGCUGCCUGUGUCUCUGUUUUCCACUUAGAUGGUGCACUCCUGCUGUCUGAAUUUUACGUCUCUAUGUGUUCCUAGCACCUUGACUGAUGCCUGGGACCCUGUGGUCACUUGAUCUAGGCUUGUUGACUAAAAGUACUUAAGACGACUGUGGCAGAAACCUGUCUUUCUAUAACAUGCCUUUGCUGAAUUGCACAGUUCUGAAGAAGAGUAGUUCAAAUGACUAUGUAUUGAAUCAUUCCAGCACCCAGGCUUUAUGUCUCUUAGAGAAGGAAAGUUACAUUCAUUAACUUCCUUAGGUUUGCCUUAGGGAAUGAUAUCAAGACUUCAUUCAACAAGUAUUUAUUAAGUUAUAUAGGCUUCCUGGAUCAUUCAAGCUUGCUGUGUUUUUCUCCCCUGAUCUUCAGCAUGUACAGCCUGGGCUAUUAAUUUGGUGAUUAAUCAUAUACUAUCUUGUGACUUGUUUUUGUAAUGUAUUUUCAUGUAGUACUUAGCCUAUUAAACAUUUUACACCCUUA
This is a messenger RNA of Symphalangus syndactylus (siamang), 7618 nucleotides long. RefSeq lists its product as uncharacterized. NCBI's taxonomy places the organism in Eukaryota, Metazoa, Chordata, Mammalia, Primates, Hylobatidae. The record is from RefSeq and is a predicted model, not a curated record.